Molecule: messenger RNA, 5595 nt
Organism: Pocillopora meandrina
Lineage: Eukaryota; Metazoa; Cnidaria; Anthozoa; Scleractinia; Pocilloporidae
Source: the annotation of a GenBank genome assembly
GCUUAGGGGAGGGGUAGGUACGCAGUUGUCAUAUACUGACAGAGAUAUGCAAACGACGUCAGGCCUGUCGUGACAUUAUGCUUGUUCUUAUACGACGUACACAGAUCUUAAGUGAAAAGCAAGAUGGCGCAAAAUUGUACGGAGUUUCUGUAACGUCGUUUUUGUUAAUAAUAACCGAAAUUUUAGCUUCUUCAACCAUUUUGAGAUCAUGAGGACCUUGUUAACUUCAAGAUUUUUUCUAAGAAAUGAUUGUUUAGCCUUGCGGUGGAGGAGAAAUGUACCACCUUUAGUACAGCAGACAAAAUUCACUGUGACAACUUGGAGUCCAUUAGCUACAGCUUUUAAUUCUCCCCACCCUAAACAGGACCGGUGUUUAGAGCCAACUGGUCUUUUUAGUGUACAAGAGUUGACUAGUUCGUCUGGAUUUUUAGUUCUAAAAAAUCGAGCCUUGUCAGAAGGUGUUAAAAUUGUUAACGAGGUGUUGGAGUCAAACCCAACCCCCCGGUUAGUGGGGCUGUUUGAUAAGCUGUCUGAUACUCUGUGUGCCGCGGCUGAUUUGGCAGAAUUUGUGAGAUUGACACAUCCAGAUGAUCAGGUUAGAGGAGCAGCAGAAGACACUUCGAGGGGCAUAAGUGGCUAUGUGGAAGAGCUUAACACCAAUCCUGGUCUUUACCAUGCAUUGAGGAAGCUUCUCUCCACUGACACACAUCAGAUGAAUGAGGAAACAAGAAGAGUUGGGGAGUUAUUUUUAUUUGAUUUUGAACAGAGUGGUAUUCACCUAGAGGAAGUGAAACGCAGGCAUUUUGUUGAGCUUCAGGAGGCUUUGUUAGUUAUUGGUGCACAGUUCUCUCAUGCAGCAGCAUCUCCUGUUCAAGUUCCAAUCUCCCAUUUGCCAUUGGGUGAUGAACUUGCUCGUAUCUACCCAGUGGAUGGUGAUCAUGUCUUUAUAGACUCUGCAUUUCUGGACUCUAAUAAUGAGAAGUUACGUGAAUUGGCAUAUUUGACCUGCUUGAAGCCAGUAGAAUCACAAUGCAAAACUCUGGAUUUACUUCUUACCUUGCGCCAUCAACUUGCUCAGCUGGUAAACUAUCCAAGCUAUUCUCAUCGUGCAUUAACUGGAACAAUGGCAAAAUCUCCAGAAAAUGUCAUGGACUUUUUAAAACAAGCUGCAAAUGUACUUCUCAAACCAGCACAUACGGAAAUGCAAUUAUUGACCAGGUUGAAGAGAGAGAUGACGAAAGAUCAAAACUUAAAGGAAAUCAUGCCAUGGGAUCUGCACUACUACUCAGGUAUAGCUAAAUAUCAAUCAGCAAAGAUAAACAGUUCAUCUAUAUCAGCAUACUUUCCACUUGGAGCUUGCAUGGAUGGGUUGGAUUUGUUAUUCAGGGCUCUGUUUGGAAUAACAUUAGAGGCUCAGGAACCAGCUGAGGGAGAAUUGUGGUCUUCUGAUGUCCAAAAAUUGGGUGUGGUACAUGAGACAGAGGGACUCCUGGGUUACAUCUAUUGUGACUUCUUCAACAGAGCAGAGAAAUUACAGCAAGAUUCACACUUUACUAUAAGAGGUAUGAUACAUGUAGAAAUACGAUGACUUUAGCAAACGCAUCCUAGAUUUUUAAGAUUUAGUUACUUAACCAGUGGUUUCUGAAAUACAUGAAGAAAUGACAUGAGUGACUGUUUACAAUGGUAACAAACGAUGUAAAUUAAAAUUGAACAAAGAAAGGACAGUGAGAACAGGGCUUUCAAUAAGAUUUGAAGUAGGCAUCUGCCCAUAUAAUAGUAGGUGGCUGUGACUAUUUAAGUAGCUGAAGGCCACCUUUUCUAGGGGGGUCUGGGGGCAUGCUCCCCCAGAAAAUUUUGAAAUUUAGAAGCUCAGAAAUGUGAUUUCCAGCAUUCCUGGCAUGAGAAAGUAAAGUUAAUGAUGCAUACCAUUAACCCUUUAAUUGGCAGAUUUCUGUGUGUUUUUCAAGAGCUUUUGUGAACAUGUAAUGUAAUUGAGUUUGGUAGGAGUGCUUGCCAUGUGACUUACCAAGGCCCAAGCUGUAACCCCACCCUUAAAUUUACACCGAAAAUGGCUGAGCAUUCCUUAAUCAGUUGCGAUCCGUCGCAGUACAGAAAUCGUGUUGAUAUAUACUUUAUUCCAAAAUUCUCAAGGCAAGAGUGUGCUAUAUUUUAUCAGAUUUAUUUCAACUGAAAAAUGGGUAGGCUGUAAAAAUUUUAAGAGUUAUAUUUUUGAAGUAUUUGCUGACAAACAUGGCCAAGUAGCCGGUGACUCGAUGACUCGCAGCCGCCAGAGCUCUGGCGGUAGCCGGCUUCUAAUGAAAGCCCUGCAAGAAGAUACCUGGCAGUUGGGAUACUUAUACAAAGUGACUUACAGAUACUCUAAAAAUCUGACUCAUUAUUGACUGGUGAAGAAACUUAAAUGCUAAUGUUGCCCAGAGAUUGGAAACUAGGAAACUGUUGAAAGACAUGGCAACAAUUCCCUCUCAUAAGUCUUUGAUUUCUUGUAGGUAGCUUAGAGUCCAGCUGUGUCUAUAUUGUGACUUUAUUAAAGUUUGUUUCCAUCUUGUAUUUCUCAAUAUCUGUGCUCAAGAAAUUUUGCUAAAUUAUUACUUUCAAGGCUUUCCAAGCUUUAUCUGUUUAAUGUAGAAAAGUGUGAGCUCGGAAUGAUAAAUCAGAAUAUUUUGGCUGACAACAUAGCUAACACACUGACAGCAAGAAGUACGCCAUACAUGUAUAUCUACUUCUGUUAGCUAAACUUGUGUUAAGCUGUUAAGCACAUCUCAUUCUUUAAAGUGACUGCAAAGAAGCAGUGCAUCUGAUCCUUGAUGACUCCUUCACUGGAAGAGGGUCUUUUAGGAAAUUACUGGUACUAAUUAAUUAUUUCUUCAUAUAAUUGCAAAAUAAUUUUUUUGUUUUAUGAAGAAAUGACCACAGUGAGCUAAAGUUUUGCUUUCGUGUUGUAUCUGUGAAAGUUUAUUGUACUUAGUGCAUUGGUAUUGUCUUUAUCUCACUUCUAGGUGGCCGAGAACUUGUUGAUGGAUCCUACCAGCUUCCCAUUGUUGUUGUGGUGUGCAACUUUCCUUCUCCUGGGGUGUCUUCCCCUCCACUUCUCAGUCAUAGCAUGGUAGAAAACUUGUUUCAUGAAAUGGGUCAUGCAAUGCAUUCCAUGCUGGCCCGCACUCAGUAUCAACAUGUCACAGGUACCAGGUGUUCUACAGACUUUGCUGAGGUUCCUUCAGUACUCAUGGAGUACUUUGCAUGGGACCCAAGAGUGUUAGUGAAGUUUGCCCGUCAUCAUAAAACUGGGCAAAGCCUGCCAGAGGAAUUUGCACGGCGCCUCUGUCAAGGACGGACAAUGUUUGGAGCUUUGGAGAUGCAGCGGCAGGUUCUCUAUGCAAUGAUUGAUCAGAUUUAUCACAGUAAGCACCCAUUAGGUGGAUCUACUACAGAUAUUCUGGCACAAGUUCAAGAGAAGUACACGCUGAUACCACAUGCACCAGGUAGGUUGUGUGUGUGUAGGUUUUAAUAAUGGACUCUAGUGGCUUUCAUUGUUAGCAAUAAUCCCAAUACUUUAAUUUCCAAUUGAAACUUUGCUGUGAGUGGUCCAAGUUAGACACAAUCUGUGGUUCUUUUGUUGAUAUCUCUCCAUAUGCAUACAACUGGGUGAAUACAUUAAGCAACUGACUCAGCAUGAGCCAGCAUUUUGGACAUUGUAACUGCCCUUUGUCAAGACUUUUUAAUAAGAUGGUAAUUGCACUGUAAGGUUGUGCAGCUGGCAAAGUACUGUACAUUAUGGCAGGAUAACCCAAAAUUUGUUAUCAGUUGUGAGAAAACCUCCAUUGAUUGUGAUCUUUUCUAAGGCAAGUUGAAAAUUUUCAAAUUGCUAAAUGAGCCAGGAGGCCUAUCCUGCUUCCAGUAACAAUUGACAAUUAAUUGGAAAUCCUGUGGUACUACUAAGUGAAAAGAAGCAGAGUUAGAAUGAGGUGUCUUGCCAAAGAACACAGCACAGUGACACCUGCCUGGGCUAAAUAUGAACAUCUUGAUCCAGUCCACUACUCUAACCACCAGGUCACAAUUUUUUCUCUUAACCCUUCUCACCAUAACAGAAUAAUAUAUAUUCUCCACACUCUUCUCUUUACAUUUGUUUCAGUUGUGACAAUGAGAAUUAGUCUAACAAUCAAAGCUUCUUAUAUUAUUGGCAAUCUUUUCCUUUAUUCUCAUGAUUGUGUAGUAUUACUGUAGGGACAAAUUAGUUACUAGUCACUCUAAGGUUUAAAUGGUUAAGCCACAAAAGGUGUUGGUUAAGUCAAAUCGUAGAUUUCUCUUUUAAAAUAUUCCAGGAGUAGUACAUUAGCUGGGCAAAGAAUACACUUUAUUACAUUCAAAGGCUGAGUACUCUACCAGAAAUCUGCCCAAAAGUGUCCACUGUCUCCUUUUGGCUGACACCAACCUGAGAAGGUUCCGAUUCUCAAGUUCAUUUCUGGUACAUGAUCCUCCUUUUGAAUCAUAUAAUUUUAGGGACAGCUUGGCAACAGAGGUUCAGCCAUCUCAAUGGUUAUGGAGCAAAGUAUUAUUCAUACUUGUGGUCCAGAGCUGUAGCAUCACGUAUCUGGCAUCAGUGCUUUGCCAAUGAUCCUUUUUCACGAGAAAUGGGUGAAAGAUAUCGUCACACUAUGCUGGCUUAUGGAGGUGGAAGAGAACCAAAUUGCCUUGUUGAGGACAUGCUGGAGAAGAAAUUUACCACUAGUGACCUAGUGCAGUCAUUGCUGGAUGAUAUGAAAUCCUCAAAUCCAUUUUUUCAAUCUUAACUUUAUGUGAAGUUUGAACUAUUUUUGUCACAGCUAAGAGUUGCUAUCAGUUGUAGCUAUCAGACUAGGAUGGCAAGGUUGUGAUGGCCUGUGCUAAAACCUGGAAAACCAGAACAUGCUGGAACAUGCCAGAACAUCCAACAAUGUGCCAGAACAUGCUGGAACAGCGGAACAUGCUGGAACAUUGUGGAAUUUCAAAAAAAUAAGAAUAAACAUAAAAAUUUGAUAAAAAUAGUUUUAAAAAACGUCAAAAACUUCAGUCUUUGAUAAUCUUUCUGUCUUUUGUUUUCAUUGUGACAAUUGCCAGGCAGUGAUAAUUGCCUGACAGCUGGGCAUGGUCUCAAAUAGACUAAAUGCCCUGCAGUCAGAAAUUUUCCCAAAAGGUUCUUUCAAACUUCUUGAGAAUAUCAAAUGUUUGUUUAAGAAUGUCAAGCCAUUCCAAAAAUUAGUUUGCUGUUCUAGUGGAUAAAUGUUCUGAGCUUGUGCAUACCGUAAUAUUGCAUGGUUGUUGACACCCAGAAUUCUACACUUCUGGUCAGACAGCCAGGCAUGGUCUCAAAUGGACUUAAGGUCCAGCAGUCAGAAAUUUUUACUACCAAACCAGGUUUUAACUGCUAUGUAUGUCACAUCUUUGUAUCUUCAAAAUUUUCCAAAUUGCCCUCGUCGCUUCGUGACUCGGGCAAUUUUGGAAAAUUUUGAAAACUCUCGUGCAAUUAAUCCUUAAUAGUACUUGGCCUCAUGUGAUUACAUAUACAAAUUGCACUCGAAAUCAUUUGAUUACCUCUAC